Messenger RNA from Phodopus roborovskii (desert hamster), 2956 nucleotides. RefSeq names its product C-X-C motif chemokine receptor 5 (gene Cxcr5). Gene Ontology annotation, molecular function: C-X-C chemokine receptor activity. Gene Ontology annotation, cellular component: membrane. The record is from RefSeq and is a predicted model, not a curated record. The transcript is spliced from 2 exons. Gene Ontology annotation, biological process: chemotaxis; lymph node development; immune response. The coding region runs from base 69 to 1193 and encodes 374 amino acids. NCBI's taxonomy places the organism in Eukaryota, Metazoa, Chordata, Mammalia, Rodentia, Cricetidae.
CUCUCCAUAGGCACCAGCAGAGUCUCAGCAUCAGACAGUGGCCAGUCUAGUGGCGCAGAAGUGCAGCCAUGAACUACCCUCUAACCCUGGACAUGGAUCUCAUCACCUACAACCUGGAUGACCUGUACAAGGAAUUUGCCUUCUACAGCAACAGCACGGAGAUGCCCCUACAGGAAAGUCACUUCUGCUCAACAGUGGAGGGACCCCUACUGACUUCCUUCAAGGCAGUAUUCAUGCCUGUGGCCUACAGCUUCAUCUUCCUUCUGGGGAUGCUGGGAAACAUCCUGGUGCUUGUGAUCCUGGAGCGGCACCGGCAUACUCGAAGCUCAACAGAGACCUUCCUUUUCCACCUGGCAGUAGCCGACCUUCUCCUUGUUUUUAUCCUGCCUUUUGCAGUGGCUGAGGGCUCUGUGGGUUGGGUCCUAGGGACCUUCCUCUGCAAAACUGUGAUGGGGCUGCACAAGCUCAAUUUCUACUGCAGCAGCCUGCUGUUGGCCUGCAUAGCUGUAGACCGUUACCUGGCCAUCGUCCACGCUGUGCAUGCCUACCGCCGCCGUCGCCUCCUCUCCAUCCACAUCACCUGUGCAAUCAUUUGGCUAGCCGGCUUGCUGUUUGCCUUGCCGGAAGUCCUCUUUGCCAAGGUCAGCCAACCUCUUAACAAUGACUCCCUGCCACACUGCAGCUUCUCCCAAGAGAACGAAGCUGAAACCAAAGCCUGGUUCACCUCUCGUUUCCUCUACCAUAUUGGGGGCUUCCUGCUACCAAUGCUGGUGAUGGCCUGGUGUUACGUGGGAGUAGUACACAGGCUAUGCCAGGCUCAGCGGCGCCCUCAGAGGCAGAAGGCAGUCAGGGUGGCCAUCUUAGUGACAAGUAUUUUCUUUCUUUGCUGGUCACCCUACCACGUUGUCAUUUUCCUAGACACCCUGGAGAGGCUGAAGGCAGUGUACAGUAGCUGCGAACUGAGGAGCUAUCUCUCGGUGGCCAUCACCGUAUGUGAAUUCCUGGGUCUGGCCCACUGCUGUCUCAAUCCCAUGCUCUACACCUUCGCUGGUGUAAAGUUCCGCAGUGACUUGUCUCGACUUCUGACGAAGUUGGGCUGUGCUGGCCCAGCCUCCCUUUGCCAACUUUUCCCCAGCUGGCGAAAGAGCAGUCUCUCUGAGUCAGAGAAUGCCACCUCCCUCACCACCUUCUAGACCCCAGAACCUCCACACCUUCUUUCUGUUUCUGUUUUCCUUGGGAGCCUGGAGUGAUGCUAGAAGCCCUUUCAACAAAAACUGGGCUUCUAAGAGCUUAUUUGGGCUGGUAUCCUCAGAAGGGACAGCUAGAUGAACUCUUUCUAGAAUGUCCCUAAGCUCUUCUGCCAGCCCUCAGGCUAAACUAGAGCCCUGGGAAGAGAAAGCAGCCCAAAGGCAAAACAAAGGAUCUCUAGACUGUCCACAUCACCUUAGGCUAAGAGGACUCCCAAAGCCAAAGCUAAGAAUCAGCUUUACUUCUCCCCUGGCCACAGGGAACGCCACUUUGCUGGGAGCUUACAGUCUCAUCUUCCUCUGGUUAUGGACCUCUGAAUCUCCUCCCAGAAUGCACUCUGUCAUCAUAAAGGCUCCUGGCCAUCACAGCUCCCCACCACUCCUAUCUACUGAAUAGCCAGCUGGUGGCAGAGUCUGACCUUAAUAUGCCUGUCUCCUAAACACAAACUUUGUGCCAGACCUUCAACUCUGCCAUUCUCUUAAUCAAGCAGAAAGCUGGACUAAUUUUCUUUGGGUAUCUGUCUAACUCCAACCAACCAGCAUUGGGUCAGCCUCAUGUUACUGGAUCUUGGACUACAGACCAAGGUUAGGCUCCAGAAUGCUCUGGAGGCUGGCCAGGGUCCUAAGAAGAGAGGGCAAGCCAGCAGGGAAACAACCCAGUGGAGAAAUGGAAGGACACCUUCUCUCCAGGCCCCAAAGAGGGGCAAGUAGAAUCAAACUCAGUGGGGACUAUGCUCAGUGGUGAAGAGCACUGGCUGCUCUCCCAGAGGCUCAAUGUUCGAUUCUCAGCACCCACUGGCAGCUGUCUGUAAUUUCAGUUCCAGGGAAUCUGAGAGCAUCAUACAGAGGUAUAUGCAGACAAAACACCAAUGCACAUAAAAUAAAAAUAAAUUUAAAAAAAAUCAAACCCAGCAGUAUUCUCUGCCCAGCCUGUCAGGGAGAUAAGAUCCAGGGCCCUCGUGGAUUCUGGGCACUGAUGGGGGAAAAGGCCAAUUUGCCUCUCCUGAAAUCCUCAGGGCCUGUAGAAAAUAAAAUAGCAAAGGGGUCCUAGAUUCAGAAGAAGAGGUACUUAGCUAAGAAAAUGAAGACAGAGAUCCCUGUCUUCAUUAGGCAAGGACAAUGUGAGAAGCCAACCUGGGCAGGGAAAUCCCCUAUCCCCAAGGAGGCAGAGCUGUGCCCCUGGGAGGGCACUGCUCAGAUGGAACCAGAGGAAACUGCUCCACACCAGCUUAGGGGAGCUCCUCCUCCCAGCCACUGAGCUGGGGAUUGGGGGGAACUGGGGUGCCUGAUACCACUCACACCGAUCAGACAAGCUCCCUGGGGGACCACACCAGGGAGAUCAGUUCUACAUCAGAGACUGCGCCCUCACUGCAACAUGGAGACAUCUUGGGAUCCCCUUUUCUGUUCCCAGCAUCCAACAGCCAGCUGGGUACCAGAGAAACCCGACACACAGACAAAAAAAGCAAGAGAUUACAUUUUUGAAUUUUCUCUUUUUAAUAAAAAGGCACCUAUAAAACAGGUCAAUACAGUACACAGGCAGCACAGACCCCCCCAGAGCAAGCCUAAAAAGUGUUUCAAAAUAAAAACCAAGAUGUCUUCACAUAUUGUAUUUAUAUAUUUAUAUUUAUAUAUAUAUUUAUAUAAUGGUACAAAAUGGCUGGGGUAUGGCCAUGGAUGGAGAGGAGAAGGCUGGCCUGUGGGGAUCACCG